AUGACAAGACAGCUGAGGAGCGAUACAGCUCAAGAUGUGCGCAGUGGCCAUUUCUGCACGCAGCGAAAUUCGUGCUAUUUUAAAGCACUACUAAUUAAGACUGCCACAGUGCGGGACAACCGAGUCACCUGGCGCCUCCUGGAGAGGGGCGGGCUGAGCGGGGAGAGGUCAGCCUCACCUUCAGAUCUAAGAGAACUGGUGUUCUUGCGGCGCUACUCGCUGUGGGACUGCCUCUGGAUCCUGGCCGCCGUGGCCGUGUACUUCGCGGACGUGGGCACGGACAUCUGGCUCGCCGUGGACUACUACCUGCGCGGCCAGCGCUGGUGGUUCGGGCUCACGCUGUUCUUCGUGGUGCUGGGCUCGCUCUCCGUGCAAGUGUUCAGCUUCCGCUGGUUCGCGCACGAUUUCAGCACCGAGGACAGCGCCGCGGCCGCGGCCACCGCCUCCAGCUGCCCGCCGCCCGGAGCCGACUGCAAGACGGUGGCCGGCGGAGGGGCCGCAGCCGGGGAAGGCGAGGCUCGCCCCUCCACGCCGCAGAGGCAAGCAUCCAGCGCCAGCAAGAGCAACAUCGCGGCCGCCAGCAGCGGCGGCAACAGCAGCGAGGCCGCCCGGGCCGGCGGCAGACGCAGGUCUGCGUCCUGCUCCUUCUGCGUCUGGCUCCUGCAGUCGCUCGUCCACAUCUUGCAGCUCGGGCAGAUCUGGAGAUAUUUCCACACCAUAUACUUAGGCAUCCGGAGCCGGCAGAGUGGAGAGAACGACAGGUGGAGGUUUUACUGGAAAAUGGUGUAUGAGUAUGCCGAUGUGAGUAUGCUGCAUUUGCUAGCCACCUUUCUGGAAAGUGCUCCUCAGCUGGUCCUGCAGCUCUGCAUUAUCGUACAGACUCAUAGCUUACAGGCCCUCCAAGGUUUCACAGCGGCAGCCUCCCUCGUCUCCCUGGCAUGGGCCCUGGCCUCCUACCAGAAGGCCCUGCGGGACUCGAGAGACGAUAAGAAGCCCAUCAGCUACAUGGCCGUCAUCAUCCAGUUCUGCUGGCACUUCUUCACCAUCGCCGCCCGAGUCAUCACCUUCGCGCUCUUCGCCUCCGUUUUCCAGCUGUACUUUGGUAUCUUCAUCGUUCUCCACUGGUGCAUCAUGACCUUCUGGAUCGUCCACUGUGAGACGGAGUUCUGUAUCACCAAGUGGGAAGAGAUUGUGUUCGACAUGGUGGUGGGGAUCAUCUACAUCUUCAGCUGGUUCAACGUCAAGGAGGGCAGGACACGCUGCAGGCUGUUCAUUUACUACUUUGUGAUCCUUCUGGAAAACACAGCGCUGAGUGCGCUCUGGUACCUGUACAAGGCUCCCCAGAUAGCAGAUGCAUUUGCCAUCCCGGCGCUCUGCGUGGUGUUCAGCAGCUUUCUCACUGGCGUGGUUUUCAUGCUGAUGUAUUACGCCUUUUUUCACCCCAAUGGGCCCAGAUUUGGGCAGUCCCCGAGUUGUGCUUGUGAGGACCCCGCCGCUGCCUUCUCUCUGCCUCCAGAAGUGGCCACAAGCACCCUCCGCUCCAUCUCCAACAACCGCAGCGUCGGCAGCGAGCGGGAUCAGAAGUUCGCGGAGCGCGAUGGGUGUGUGCCUGUCUUCCAGGUGCGGCCCACCGCCCCGUCCACCCCAUCGUCUCGCCCACCGCGGAUUGAAGAGUCGGUCAUUAAAAUUGACCUGUUCAGGAAUAGGUACCCAGCCUGGGAGAGACACGUGUUGGACCGAAGCCUACGAAAGGCCAUUUUAGCCUUUGAAUGUUCCCCAUCUCCUCCACGGCUGCAGUACAAAGACGAUGCCCUUAUUCAGGAGCGGCUGGAAUAUGAAACCACUUUAUAAAAUGAAAGGACUGCCAGAGCCGCUUUGUUCAGAGGAAGGGGUGACGGAGGGGCUGUGGCCAUGACGACAUUUCAUCCUAAGUAGGGCAACGAGCGUGAUGUUCUCAGUCUGACCAUCCUCAUCAUUGUGCAUUGAUCUUCCAUCAGCUGACUGCCUAUUGCCGGGCUCCUUUCAAACUAGCAGCGCUGAGAGCCUCUUUCUCCACCUGAAGGAGCCAACACCAGUUUCCUAAGACUGUUGCUACCAACUCCUCCUGAAGCCUGGGAGCGCAUCCGAGGGUACUAUUAUUAUGGAAAAUGUCUCCAGUCAAUAGGGUGUUUUGAUGGAGUUUAUUGAUUUUUGCAUAAAGAUAUAUUCAUACAUUCACUAACACACACACACACACACACACACACACACUAGUCCUCUGUUAAAAUAGCUUAGGCAUUUUUUUUAACUCAAAGCUCUGAUUUCCACAGGAAUAUAAGAAUAAAGAGAGAGAAAAUGUAUCCCUCAAGACUCCAGGAAAAAACUAAUACUCCUUAGAAAAGAAAUCAUAAACCAUUGUCUCAUUUGGAAGCCAAUACCAUGUGUGAAAAAGCUCACCCAGUGGACAGCAAACUCAAGUGUGUUUACACGUGUAUGAGCAUUGAUGGAAUGGUUCAUUUUCUACACAUUUCCGGAUUUGUUUCUUAUUUUCAAUUCUCAGUUGAGAACAUCUUUUAUGACAGAAAUCCUAUGCAGCACAUGUAUAGCUUUCAACAAGACCAAGGAGCUCGAUAACUUCGUGACAUAAAUGAAAUGAUAAUCAUGAUUCAGUAUUCAAUUGCAAAUUUUAAUACACACACAAAGAGAGAGUUGGGGGAGGCAAAAUGAGAAUCCAAUUCCCAGGUAGGUGCAGCUCACCCUGGAAUGUAAGGGGAAGAAACAGGUCGGUCGCAAGUGGCUGCUCUGAUGCGAGUGAGUGGCUCACCCAGUGUGCACAUGGGCAAGUGUGAUUCCAGAAGACGCCAUGCCACAUCCUUCUAGUGCCAAACUCCAUCCAACCACAGGACUGACAUGGGAGCCCCAACAACUGAGAGUAUGUGGUACGAGCCUCCCAAAAGCAGACAAGAGGAUGAACAGUCAAGUUCUCCACGGUGUACAGACUUACCCAUCCCCAAGCCAAGGUCAAAGUGAUGUGUCUUUUAGAGGCUUUGGGGUCCUUUAGUAAGUAUGAGCAUAAAAUACAGUGAAUACGCUACGAGGAGGCCCUCUGAACUGCUUGAGGGCUUAUCACUAUAUCCAGCUAAGAUUUAUAUUUGAAUCAUCUGUAAAGUCGUACUCUUACAAGCUUCUGGUUUUAAAUACCUCUGUCCAGCAAGUAACAUUCCCUGCUUUCUGUUCUCAGUGUCCUUGGUCAUGGUGCUUUUUGUUGCAUUAAAAGUGCCGGUCAAACUUUGAUAGUAUUUUUUUAUAGUUGGUGCAGAGUGGAAUAACUCAUGGAUUAUUUCAAUAUUUUUGUAAUAAAAUAUAUAGGGUAUGCAUAUAGGCAUUAUCACUUUUUUUAUAGACCUGGAAUUACUUAAAAUACUUUAAGCAUCGUAAUUACUUGGGAUGUCAGAAACUGGUCCACUAAUCCAUCAUCCUGCCUCAGCAGACUGAGAACACUUGUCUCUUGCAAGACCACUCUACUUUGCAAGUUGGUGCCCCCAGGAACCUGGCCAGGGGUGCUAUCAGAAUAUCAAGUGAAGAGAGAAGCAGCCUAAAUAGAAAGGGCUUGUCAAGACUGGCCAAUGUUUCCCAGGAAAUCAAAGAUGUAAAUGAUUACUUUCAUCCGUCCAUUCUAACAAACCUGACCACAGUGGAAGAUGUCUUAAAUUUCCUUCCCAGGUUUUAUACUAACCCAACUGAUACAUUAAAGAUUAGUGAAGUCACUUUAAAGGAAUGAGAGGGUCAGUUUAACCUAAUCAUUCAUUUAUCUGGACUGUCCAAGUCACUAUAAAUAAUCAAGUUCUAGAACCAUCACCUGUAAUGAGUGUGUCAUCCAGAGACUGCCACCCCCAGGAUGACAUCCACAGAAAAUGACAGUGGGCUCAACCUAGGACUUCUUUUGGUACAAAGCCCCAAAGCAAUUUUUAAAAGAUAAAUAAUUUUUAUUGGUAGACAUAUUUCCUAGUACACAAUGGUUUCACCCUCCAAGCAAGAUUUCCACUAAGAAAAACCAAUCACCUGGUGGGGAUGUGGAACGAUUCCCUAGUCACUAGUAAAGCUCCAAGAGGACAUUCUUCUUAUCAGCACGUUGUGCAACAUCCCACCCUCAUUGUGGAAGAAAAAAAUGGUCAUUUUUGACAAAGUCUUCACUCCUGUGCAGAACCAUGAGUUACUAGCUUCGUUAGUUCCAAGAUAACUUUUAACUGAUCUUUGGAAAUUGAAUUCUCAGUUGAACUAAGCCUUUGAAACCAUGAGUAAAUAACAGAUCACAGUAUAAUAAUGUCAAGCGACACGAACGCAGCAGGCCCCUUCACUCUUCAAUCAUAAACAUCUUGGAACUUGUCAAGUUUUACUGGAGGUGAUUUGCGCUUAAUUAAUUCAACAGACACUUUUAAACUUGCAAAUUCUUGACUUGUAAUGUUGUAAUCAAGCUACUGCAAGGGAACGUUAAUCAGUUAGUGGAAAGGAGCACUUGGGCCAGCAUCCUGCCAUGAGGGGCCCAGGCCUGAAAAGAGAGACCUCCAUGGAGGAGAGCUGAGGAAACAUGUGCUACCUGGCUCCUCAGCACUGAUGCUAUGAAUAUUCAUCCACUUUGUUUCUGCCAGCAAGCACUGCUUUGAAAAAAAAAAAAGUCAAUGGAUUCCUGGGGGCUUGUGUAGCUCAGAGUGGGUAUGAGUUAUGGAGACUUAUUUCAAAUGGAUUCAAAUCCACAUGUUGAAAGGGAAAACUAGUCACUGUCAUCUGUUUAAUAAUUGAUCUUUCUGAAUCCAGUUGCUGCUUUUACUUCAUUCCAUGAGACCACCAUUGCCAGCAUUGUAAUAGCCAAUUUGUGAAGCGUGAGUUGUCAUUCAGUCUCGGAGGUCAAAUCUGAACGGCUCCAGCUAUGGAAUUAUAAUAAUAAUCAGAUGCCUUCCUUCCUAGGUGGUGACAUGUCCAGUUCCAAACUCAUAUCCCCUUCCAUCUGGAAUCUACUGUCCUGUUGCUUCUCAGAUCUGACGAAAGCUUGGUGAUGAGCUUGAAGAUAGCCAGUUUAAUAUGCAAAUGUGUGUAUUUCCACUUAGAAGCAAACAGCUGGUCUUGUAAUUGAAAAUCAUGGUUCUUCUCCACUUCUCUUUUUAAAAGAAAGAUGUAACAGGUGGCAGAUGGCCAGCAAAGCGAAGAGGACCACUCGUUUCUCGCGUCCCUGUUGUCAGCUGUCUGCAUGCCAUUCUGAUUGUGCAAACUGCCCCUCCUGCGCUCCUCUCCCCUGCAGAAAUAAGGUGUACGUGUAGAGAUGGUGAAGACAUUUCCCCUAGAGCAGGCAGAGUGCCUGGACCCAAAUGAAAAUCUUGGCGGUUCUUGUGCUUUUCCUUUGUAAACACUGUACAAAUGUAUUUGGAAUUUCAUUUGCAAUGAAGAAUUAAACAAGUUAUUAAAUUUUUCCUUCCUGUAAAUAUAUAUAUGCAAAGUUCAUGUAUCCAAACAUCCCUUUAGCGUUCAGAUCGUAAGCGUGUCUCUAUCGGCUGGUGGCUGCCGUCCCCGGCAGUGACCCCGAGUGCUCGUGUUCCAAGCACAGUGCGUGGAGUAUUUGAUGUACUGCAGUACCAUAGUUAUUUUGGUCUGUUAAGUAAGUUGCAACUUGUGAUGAAAUGAAGUGGAAAGUAGUACUUCAUAAUGAAUCAAUUUCCUUGGUUACCUGAUUUUUCUUGUAAAACUUAAAAAAAAAACUUGAAAUUUUAUAUAUUUGGAUUUUGUAG
Molecule: messenger RNA, 5759 nt
Organism: Chinchilla lanigera (long-tailed chinchilla)
Lineage: Eukaryota; Metazoa; Chordata; Mammalia; Rodentia; Chinchillidae
Gene: Xkr4
Product: XK, Kell blood group complex subunit-related family, member 4
Exons: 6
Coding region: 1-1851 (616 amino acids)
Biological process (GO): phosphatidylserine exposure on apoptotic cell surface; engulfment of apoptotic cell; apoptotic process involved in development
Cellular component (GO): plasma membrane
Source: RefSeq, a predicted model, not a curated record